CGGCCUCAAAUUGUGGGCCGUCUCAGUUUUCUACCUUCACUGGGCUCCUGUGUGUGACAUGAACAUAGUGUGGAACAGCCCUCUGACAGCACGCAGCCCUGCUUGGAUGGUUUUUGUAGUCUUUUGUAGACUCAUUUCUGAGGCUAAUUUACACCCAGCAUCGUUUCAUUGGAACUCACGAGGAUCCUCAGCCAACCAUGGUUCUAACGGGCUGUUCUCAGUGUAUUAAGUACAUGCUUUUUUUCUUCAAUUUCAUUUUUUGGCUGGCUGGGGGUGUUAUUUUGGGAGUAGCUCUGUGGCUUCGCCAUGAUGCUCAAACCAGCAAUCUCCUGAUGCUUCAGUUAGAGGGGACCCAAGCUCCAGGAACAUUCUACAUCAGUGUUUAUGUCCUGAUAGCUGUUGGAGCUGUGAUGAUGUUUGUUGGAUUUCUUGGUUGCUACGGUGCCAUUCAAGAGUCUCAGUGCCUACUUGGAACAUUUUUCACAUGUUUGGUGAUCUUGUUUGCCUGCGAAGUGGCAGCAGGAAUAUGGGGUUUCAUCAAUAGGGACACGAUCUCCACAGAGCUCAUCGGCUUCUAUGAUGCUGCCUACAUGAAAGCUGUGGAUCCAGUGGACUCAGUCACCAGACAGGCCGCUACUAAAGUUCUGUUGGUCUUCCAUGAAACUCUCGAGUGUUGUGGUAAAGGAGAUGACAACGUGUUAUUCUUGGCUGUUAAAGCCACUCUCUGUCCUAAAGGAGAAGUCGAUCCACUCGUCUCACAGAGUUGCCACACAAAGCUGAGAGACCUGUUUACCGAGAAACUCCAUGUGAUUGGUCUGGCUGCCCUCGUCAUUGCUGUCAUCAUGGUCUUCGAGAUGAUCUUCACCAUGGUACUGUGCUGUGCCGUCCGUAAUGCCGCCCCAGCGUACUGAGGGACAAACUCAUUGUUAGUUUGACUAAUAGCAUUCAAUAUUCAAAGCAUGCAAAGACUCCAGCCAGUUAUGGAAGAGGAAAUGUUCAGUUUCUCUUUUGGGUGUUUCAGAUGUUGAAAUAUGUGUUUUACACUUCAUUUAGACAUCAAGUCAAAUCAGAUAUUUCUUCAUGUACUGUGUAUGUAAAUGAUUUUUUUCUUACAAUCACAGCCUGAUCUUUGCAUUUCAGAAUGAAAAGGAAAAAGGAUUGAUCUGACUUAAGCAUUUUCACAUUUUCUAAUUAGCCCUAGAGUGUACUAGCUUUUAUAAAUACCCAGGAAUACACAUUGUGUCAAAUUUUUUAAUAAUGUAAAGGUUUCUAUAAAGUUAGGUGGUUGACAGUAGUAUGGACUGAAAUUAGUUGUUUCUUUGUGGUUGUUUGCUAAUAUUAUUCAAUUCAAUGUGUUCAAGUGCUUUUCUUUGCAGGAUUACAAUUUCUAAUAACUUUUACGCUUUUCAUCCAUAACUUAUCUCUGUGUUUGUUUUUGUAUACAUGAAAUGUCCCAUUUGUGCAUGUUCUCAGGGCUUUGGGAUGAAAACAUAUUUUCUGAUCGUGUGAAAAGUUCUAAUUGACCACCAACAUAUCAUGCAAGUGGAGCUGUCCCAAUAAAGUUCAGUUGCCAAAUAUGA
This is a messenger RNA of Colossoma macropomum (tambaqui), 1580 nucleotides long. RefSeq names its product CD81 molecule b (gene cd81b). NCBI's taxonomy places the organism in Eukaryota, Metazoa, Chordata, Actinopteri, Characiformes, Serrasalmidae. The transcript is spliced from 8 exons. Gene Ontology annotation, cellular component: membrane. The coding region runs from base 198 to 911 and encodes 237 amino acids. The record is from RefSeq and is a predicted model, not a curated record.